Saprolegnia parasitica CBS 223.65 is the source of this 402-nucleotide messenger RNA. RefSeq lists its product as hypothetical. NCBI's taxonomy places the organism in Eukaryota, Oomycota, Saprolegniomycetes, Saprolegniales, Saprolegniaceae. The transcript has a single exon. The record is from RefSeq and is a predicted model, not a curated record. Bases 1 to 402 code for a protein of 133 amino acids.
AUGCUCUUUGGCACAUGCGGCCCCCAGAGCGACGCGCCGUCGCCUCUUACGCGUUGGCUGCGUCGCAUCCUUUCCAAGCGCGAUACACGAUGUACGUGCCACCGCUUGCAGACCGCCCCGCGCUCGACGAGCCACAAGCGCAACCGAUUCUCGUCUCUCGUGCGGAUUCCAGACAAGUACAAGCACAGCGCAGAAAGCCAAGACCACAUUGUGGGCGGUCGGCGCGUGCCGUAUAUUCCAUCGCAAGUCUCCCAGUGGAAGGAGACGCGCAAGUCGUUUGCGUCCUACAACCCGAUCGACGAGGAGGUCGUGUGCGCGUUUUGCGAGUCGAAAAAGAACAAGCCGACGCCGUCGUCGAGCGACAACAGCAACAAUGAGGACGACGACGAUGACGACUACUAA